Messenger RNA from Amaranthus tricolor (Joseph's coat), 3077 nucleotides. Its product is annotated as transcription factor TCP7-like. The record is from RefSeq and is a predicted model, not a curated record. Gene Ontology annotation, cellular component: nucleus. NCBI's taxonomy places the organism in Eukaryota, Viridiplantae, Streptophyta, Magnoliopsida, Caryophyllales, Amaranthaceae. The transcript has a single exon. Bases 263 to 1156 code for a protein of 297 amino acids. Gene Ontology annotation, molecular function: sequence-specific DNA binding; DNA-binding transcription factor activity.
CGUCUCUCUCUCAAUCAUUUCAUUUCUACCCUUAUUAUUUUCUCUCUCAUCAAAGUACUGUUCUCUCUAAUCUAUUUCCUCCUUCACUUCACUUCCUUCCCCCCCCCCCUUCGUCGGCGGGAUCCCCACCUUCGUACCCCUCUCAUCUUUUCUUAUUACUAAUUCUCUAUUUUGGGCCCCAAGUUUCUGUUUCUAAUAAAAAAUUUAGAAUUCUUUCGCCUUUUAUAAUAUUUUCAAACUUAAUUAUUUAAAAAUUUCUCCCAUGUCGGCGAUAGAUGGAACAACUACUAACGGCGGAGGCGUAGUCGUCACCGGACUUCUUGAACAACCACAACCACAGCAAAGACAGUCUCCGGCAACAACGACAGCGUUGACAACCACAACUACUACAACUGCUUUAGCAGUCAAGAAACCUCCGGCUAAAGACCGUCACAGUAAAGUUGACGGAAGGGGAAGAAGGAUAAGGAUGCCAAUUAUUUGCGCCGCACGUGUUUUCCAGCUCACACGUGAGUUGGGCCACAAAUCCGACGGUCAAACUAUUGAGUGGCUUCUCCGACAAGCCGAGCCGUCGAUUAUAGCCGCCACUGGAACUGGAACCACUCCCGCUUCUUUCUCCACGUCGUCACCUCACUCGUUGUCGUCUCAGCACCAUCUCCGUACAGUUGGUCUUCUCGAAAGCAAGCCUUCGCAGUCAUUGUUACCUUCUCCGACGCCGUUUUUGUUGGGGAAGAGAUUGAGGACUACAGCGGAGGAGAAUGAACAAAAUGGAGUGGAGAAAGUAGAUGUUGCUACAACUGCUACAAUUGGGCCUACCGCGGGUUAUUGGGCUAUUCCUGCUCGGCCUGAUUUCUGGAGUUUUGGGCCUGAAAUGGUUGUGGGUCCUACUUCUUCUCUUAGCCAACAAGCAGCGGCUAUAGCUGCUGGGAGGUUUUUAACUACUCAUCACCAGCAACAAGAGCAACAACAACAGCAACAGCAGCAGCAGCAGCAGCAACAACAAGUUGGGGUGUUAGGGGAAGGUUCUAGAGUUGGGAAUUAUUUGCCGAUCCACCAAGGUCAUCAUCUUAAUCUAUUGGCUUCGUUAUCGGGUGCUCCUGCAACGGGUACGAGUGCGGGUGGGUCAUCUGAUGGACGGAGAGACGAUGAUCCUCGUUGAAUUGGGUGUGUGCUUUUAUAUUUAUUUGUUAUUGUAAGUAUGAAAAAAAUGUGAAUUUGUUGUUUCUUCUUCUUUUGUGUGGGAGAUUGAGAGCAGAAUUAUUAGUUAAUUUUGAAUUGUGAUAAAAACUGUUUAGUGAGUGUGAUUAUGUUCGUUCUUUCUCAAAGGGGAGGAAAGAACAAUUAGUAGGAGUUUGGUGUUGGAUUGAUGACACUGAUUUUGAUUUUUGAUGUUUAGAGUUUUUAGGUUUUAGGAAUUCUGUUCCCUUGUUUUCAAUGGGUGGUUUUUUUCACUGCUCUGCUGUGCUCUUCCCUUCUGUUGGGUAAUGGAAGGAAGAAAAUAUGGACGAGGAAGAAACACAGAUUGUAAUUUUUCGCGGAGUUUUUGUGAGAUAAACCUCAUGGGAAGGUUUAUUUUCUCAUUAAUCAUAAAUGUGAAUUGUCAAGUUGUAAUCUUUUGAUUAAUUCUUGCACCACCAACUUAGUUUGUGAAUUGUAUUUGGUGUGUCGAUUUAACAAUUUAAUUUUAAUAAAAUGAAAGAAUUGACUUGAUUGUCAAAAAUGUGUAUCAUUUAGUUAUUGCCUUAUUUGGGCUUCCUUGUGUAUCAUCUGUAUGCUAAUUUGUUUUGUUACCCAAUUUCAUUGAUAAUUCAAAUACACUAAUUUGCAGAAAAAUGAUGUACUUCUACUUUGUGAAUUUGAUUGGCUGGCUUUUUGUUUGGUGUGUUAAAAAUAAAGGAACUCAACUUUAAUCUUGUGCUGUACUUGUUUUUUGUAUUGGUUUUUUGUUGCAACGUUUAAUGUUUUGUUUCGUCAAUGUUAUCUAAAAUGAGCUGUUUUGGAAAAAGGCUGUCGUCUCGUCAUUCUUAGACUUCCUUCCGAAACCAUGUAGUAAUUCUAAAUGCUGUAAAAAGUUCAAAACUUAAGGACAUAUUCUUUAUUGCUGGAAGAGGACAGAGGGUGUUGGUAAGAUAUACUUCUAUUGCAAUUUCCUUCUUGUUAGUAUUGAAUUGGGAGCUGCUUAGAUGGUGAAGAGUAUUUUGAAGUUGCUUAUAGUGGCCUUCCUCAUUAGCUGUUCCUGUCAUGUUCAGAUAUUCAAUGACUUUUGUUCCUGCUGGGGUUUUUUUGUGGUUCUUGUCAUUCUGAAAAUGACUCUCCUUUUCUUUCCACUUUUAUGCUUCCUCACUUUCUGUAGCACCUUGCAUAUCCCGACACCGCCCUUCAAUCUCCAACUCCCACCAUGCUGCAACCACCCUUAAAUUAGUCAAGCACUGGUUUUCCUUAUGAUUUAUUCAAUCAAUUUAACUCUUGUUCUAAACCAUUGUUUUUUUUUUUUGCAAGGCUUUUCAUGCUUAAGUCUCAUCCUUGGUUAUUUAUGUAGACUUAGUCAGAGACGGGAACAGUAACAAGAGGGGGUGAAUUGUUGUUGUUACGAGUUUAAGCAUUUUUGUCCUGUUUUUGCAGAAUUAAAUAAAAUAAAUAAAGCUUGAAAACUCAAGAGGUCCAAGAAUUUAUGUGUUGUGUGGAAGGAGUAUAAAUUAGCAUUGACUUAUCGCGUAGGAAUAUAGCAUUAUUAGCCAAGAGUCAAGAUUUUAGGAUUUGUUUAAAACAAAUAAUUACUGCUUUAUAUUAUGAUGUGACCAAAUCCCUGGUGAAUCAUUUUAGUGGCUGCUAAUUGCUAAUCUCAUGCUCCCUUAAUCCUUUUUAGUUGUCCUUUUUUAUUUUGAAUUUUCAUUUUAAAGACGUACAUAUAUAGGUGGUUAUUUUAUUUUCUUAAUAUUAAAAUAUCCAAUAUUGUACAUGGAUUUAAUAUUUUAGGUGAUUUCCUCCAAUUUUUUAAUAUUAAAAAUAUUUAAUAUUGCAUAUGAGUCUACUGCUUUAGAUGCUCUCUCUUAAUAUUUGUGCCCAAACCUAUUCAUAGU